AUGGCGUCCAACGAGGCGGAGGAGAUUUUGAUGGUUGUUGAGCUACAACUCAUAGAGAACUAUAGCCUUGUCGCCGCUUUUGCAAUGAUGUCGUACGAUUAUGUAUUGAACCUGGGACUCGAGAUUGACAUCAUAUGGGCCAAAAAAUACACGCAAAUGACGCUCUUAUAUGCCAUGCUGCGUUAUGUCGGGUUGAUGUACGGAGUUACAAAGCCUAAGCAUACCUCAACCGGGAAGAGAACAUUCUACUCUGACCAGAUCCGCGUCCCCACUCACUCUUGCCAGGCGUAG
Coniophora puteana RWD-64-598 SS2 is the source of this 291-nucleotide messenger RNA. RefSeq lists its product as uncharacterized. Bases 1 to 291 code for a protein of 96 amino acids. Lineage: Eukaryota; Fungi; Basidiomycota; Agaricomycetes; Boletales; Coniophoraceae. The transcript has 8 exons. The record is from RefSeq and is a predicted model, not a curated record.